Molecule: messenger RNA, 813 nt
Organism: Aureobasidium melanogenum CBS 110374
Lineage: Eukaryota; Fungi; Ascomycota; Dothideomycetes; Dothideales; Saccotheciaceae
Product: glutathione S-transferase
Exons: 2
Coding region: 1-813 (270 amino acids)
Biological process (GO): glutathione metabolic process
Molecular function (GO): glutathione transferase activity
Source: RefSeq, a predicted model, not a curated record
AUGGCCGAAGCCAAACGCCAACGUACCGAACCCCAGUAUGAAUUGCUCUAUCAUCCUGUAAUCCCUGGCAGAGGCGAGUUCAUUCGCUUGAUGUUUGAGGCUGCCGGUGUCAGCUAUGCCGACGUCGCCAACGACAAUCCACCAGACGACUCUGGAGCCAACGGAUAUGGCUUAGUCCAAGCUAUUACAAGCCCCGAAAGCACUGGAGAUGAAGAUGGUAACCCUCCUGCUUUCGCGCCACCUGCUUUGCGUGUUCACGAGACCGGCAAGAAUGGGAAAGCGCUCGUGAUCUAUCAGACACCCAACAUCAUGUUGUAUCUCGGUGGCCCUCUGAAGCUUGCUGGCUCGGACGAACCAGAGAAGUACUAUGUCAACCAGCUUGCUUUGACUGCACUUGAUCUCAACAAUGAAGCGCACGAUACACACCAUCCUGUUGCCGUUGCGAAGUACUACGAAGAACAAAAGGAUGAAGCACUCAAGAAAGCAACCGACUUCCGCGAGAAUCGCUUGCCGAAGUUCUUCAGCUACUUUGAACGUGUACUCAAGCACAACAAACCAUCAGGACAGGGCAAACAUCUCGUGGGCGAGUCUUUGACAUAUGCGGAUCUUGCUUUGUGGCAAGUCGUUGAUGGACUCAAGUUUGCUUUUCCCAACGAGAUGAAACAUAGAAGCUCGGAGUCACCAUUGUUGUUCGAUCACUUCUACCCAAGUCUGAAGGGCGAGCCUUGGUUGAAGAAGUAUCUGGAUAGCAAGAGGAGAAAGCCUUAUUCCAUGGGUGUCUUCCGACACUACCCUGAGCUUGAUCGUCAGUAA